GUCGAAAAUUCGGACAAAUCUAGAUUCUAUUCUAGAAAAGUCGCUGAGUUUGUGAAUGUGAAAUUGUGGACAUAUUGCGGAUUGUUAUAUCUUAAUUUUCUAAAAUACUAUUCCUGAUAUAUAUUGAAUCUAUCCAAAUUUCAAAGCUACAACAAAAAUGAGCGCCUCUGGGGAUCCUCCGGCGUCACAGCCAGUGAAUCCUAAAAUCAAACAUGACUGGUACCAAACAGAUGCCCUGGUGGUUGUGACAAUCCUGCUCAAGAAUGCCCCUAGUGAUAAAGUUAAAGUCCAAUAUGGGGAACGAAGUCUCUCUGUCUCAAGUGGAAUACCAAACUCAGAUGCAGAAUAUAGUCUUGAAUUAGAACUGGCACAUGAAAUCAUCCCAUCAAUGUGUACGCAUGUUGUCAGCCCGUCCAAAAUAGAAGUCAAGCUACGGAAGAAGGAGGGACUGAGAUGGACUGUGUUAGAGGGAGAGGGUAGAGAAGAGAAAGUGAAGGCUAUACCACAGGCUGUCAUAGAUGCAUCUGGGCCGCAACAACCUCCAAAAUUAUUCAAAAAAGACUGGGACAAGAUAGAAAAAGACAUCAAGAAAAUGGAAGAGGAAGAGAAACCUGAAGGAAAUGCAGCACUGAACGCCCUCUUCCAAAAGAUCUACGGCGAAGGCUCUGAUGAAGUUCGACGCGCUAUGAAUAAAAGCUUUCUCGAGUCCGGAGGUACAGUUCUGAGCACAAACUGGGACCAGGUAGCCAAAGACACGGUCGAAGUGAAACCUCCAGAUGGACUUGAAUUUAAGAAGUGGGAUAGCUAAACCGACACUCUGUUACUAUGAAUUAAUUGUUUAAAGCACAGAAUUCAAAACAGGUACAGAACUGAUAUAAUGCGUAAA
Maniola jurtina (meadow brown) is the source of this 886-nucleotide messenger RNA. RefSeq names its product protein SGT1 homolog (gene Sgt1). Lineage: Eukaryota; Metazoa; Arthropoda; Insecta; Lepidoptera; Nymphalidae. Gene Ontology annotation, biological process: protein stabilization. The transcript is spliced from 6 exons. Gene Ontology annotation, molecular function: protein-folding chaperone binding. The record is from RefSeq and is a predicted model, not a curated record. The coding region runs from base 158 to 808 and encodes 216 amino acids.